Hyla sarda is the source of this 1421-nucleotide messenger RNA. It is a transcript of the gene ACOT8, whose product is annotated as acyl-CoA thioesterase 8. Gene Ontology annotation, cellular component: peroxisomal matrix. The record is from RefSeq and is a predicted model, not a curated record. Gene Ontology annotation, biological process: fatty acid catabolic process; acyl-CoA metabolic process. Gene Ontology annotation, molecular function: fatty acyl-CoA hydrolase activity. The transcript has 6 exons. The coding region runs from base 148 to 1092 and encodes 314 amino acids. NCBI's taxonomy places the organism in Eukaryota, Metazoa, Chordata, Amphibia, Anura, Hylidae.
CUGGAAGAGCUGGGUUACCUUUACGUCAUUUCCGGCUUCUUUUUUUUUUUUUUUCUUUUUUUUUUGCAUCGCGAAUGUUUAUCUCGUGUUGUCCUGGGCAAGGGUCGUCACGUGACUACCCUCCUCUUUGGUCACGUGACACGGAAGAUGGCAGCCUCCCUGCAGCCGGAUGAUUUGUUGGAACCUAAAGAGAAGUCGCCGCAGGAUCUGAGGAGUGUGCUGGUCACCAGCGUCCUGAACCUGGAGCCGCUGGACAGAGAUCUAUACAGAGGUUCUCACCACUGGGUCCCCACCACACAGAGGCUCUUCGGUGGGCAGAUCGUCGGGCAGGCUCUGGUGGCAGCCGCCAGCUCGGUGGUAGAUGGAGAACACGUCCACUCCCUGCACUGCUACUUUGUGCGAGCGGGGGACCCCAAGGUUCCGGUCUUGUACCAUGUGGAGAGGACCCGAGAUGGGCGGAGUUUCAGCGUGAGGUCGGUGAAGGCCAUACAGCACGGAGUGUCCAUCCUCAUCUGUCAGGCCUCCUUCCACCGCUCCCAGGAGAGCCCCCUGCACCACCAGUUCACCAUGCCCACCGUACCGCUGCCGGAGGAGCUGCUCACCCGGGACGAGCUCAUACACAAGUACUUGAAGGAUCCCUCUCUGGUGGAGAAGCACAGAGUCGGCCUGAAUAAAAUCUUGGCUCAGGAUGUUCCCAUUGAGAUCAAACCCAUCAACCCACCGGACAUGUAUCACCGCAUGCCACAGCAGCCACGGCAGAUGUUCUGGGUGCGAGCCAAGGGACUGAUAGGUCCCGGUGACAUGAGGUUACACUGCUGUGUGGCUGCCUAUAUCUCAGACUACUCUUUCCUGGGAACGGCCAUGCUUCCCCAUCUUCGGCUUCAGAUCAAAUUCAUGGCCUCCCUUGACCACUCCAUGUGGUUCCACGCUCCCUUCAGGGCCGACGAGUGGAUGCUUUAUGAGUGCGAGAGCCACUGGGCAGGUAACUCCCGGGGACUGGUACACGGACGCCUUUGGAGAAGAGAUGGCGUGCUGGCAGUCACGUGCGCACAGGAGGGCGUCUUCCGGGUGAAGCAGGAUCCUAAACUAUGAAUAUCCAUCUUGGAUACAGACGUCUAAUUCCGUCAUGAUUUAUGCAUUACUGACCUGUAAUUACUUCACAUGUAGCUCCGCCCUCAUGACACUUUAUUUUCUCUCAAUUGUAAAUAAUAUAUUUUAAUAAAUCCAAUUAUUUAAAACCUUUUGUUGAAUGAUUUGUUCUUUUUUUUUAAGCCAUUUGUAAUAAAUGCUUUUUGUCCAUAAUGCAGAUGGCGGUUCCCAUUACUUAGGUUAAAGGGGUACUCCAGGGGGAAAAAAAAUCUUUUUUUUAAUGAACUGGUGCCAGAAAGUUAAACAGAUUUGUAAAUUACUUCUAUUAAAAA